AUGAAGUCCAUCUCCAUCCUCAUGGCCUUCGCCUCCACUGGCGCCUUCGCAUCAGCAAUCCACAUACCCAACCUCCAAGACCGCGCAAUCGAUCCUGCAACCAUGAACCCAACACUCCUCUCGGUCUUGUCAGUGCUCAAAACGGCUAUGCCCACGGGCCCCAACGCCCCCAUGCCAACAGGCGAUCUGGAGCCGAAUUGGUACCAGAAAUUACCCGGAGACGUCAAGAGUCUGUUGCCGGAGCUGUAUCCCGCUGCUGCGGCUGCGACGUCAGAAGCGGGCGCGGGUGUUGUGAGUCAAGCACAGAUCGGCGUCAACAAUUACCGACGUAGUGUCGCCUUCGUCAUCUGA
Alternaria infectoria is the source of this 351-nucleotide messenger RNA. RefSeq lists its product as uncharacterized. The record is from RefSeq and is a predicted model, not a curated record. The transcript is spliced from 2 exons. Lineage: Eukaryota; Fungi; Ascomycota; Dothideomycetes; Pleosporales; Pleosporaceae. The coding region runs from base 1 to 351 and encodes 116 amino acids.